Artibeus jamaicensis (Jamaican fruit-eating bat) is the source of this 3324-nucleotide messenger RNA. RefSeq names its product zinc finger protein 256-like. The transcript is spliced from 2 exons. The record is from RefSeq and is a predicted model, not a curated record. Bases 20 to 595 code for a protein of 191 amino acids. NCBI's taxonomy places the organism in Eukaryota, Metazoa, Chordata, Mammalia, Chiroptera, Phyllostomidae.
GAGAGAGAGAGAAACAUCAAUGCGAGAAGAGGAUGGAUUGGUUGCUUCAUGGUCAUCCCUGACUGGAGAUCGAAUCCUCAGCCUUGUAGUGCUGCACCAGACAACUACCCAUCCAGGUUGCUGCUGUGGAGCAGAGGAUACGGAGGCACCCACUGAGCAGAAACUUUCUGAACAAGUAUCACAAGAAAAGUAUCCCAAGGCAGCUUUGUCUUCCCAGAAGGCGCAAUCCUGUGAGAGGUGUGAGCCGGUCUUAGGAGACAUUUUCCUCUUGGUUGCUCAGCAGGGAACGCAACACAGCACAACACUGCUGAGGUGUGGGGCGUGUGCAAAACCAUUUUAUUUCAGUGCAUGGAGCAACCAGCACCAGGAACGGGACACAACACAGAAUUACCUCCUAAGCAGUGUGGACAGUGUCUCAUUUGGAAAGAGCUGCAAUUCUCCUAUGUCAUGGAAGCCUUGUACAUCCAGGCAGGUUGGAAAAGACUUCACCAUGACCUCGGGACAUCUUGAGCAACAGGAUACUGACACCGUGCACAGGGCAAACGUGUCUCAGACUGGAAUAACCCUUCAUAGUAUAAAAUAUCAUUAUAGCUGAAGAGAAUGUAAGAAAGCCAUGGACUCUGAGGACACACUUGUUGAGGACCAGAGUUUCCCUACUAGAAGCCGGUGUUUUAAGUGUUUUGAAUGUGAGAUGCCUUCUUCCAGAAUUUCUGCCCUCCGUGUUCAUCAGAGAGCUCACACUGGAGAAAGGCCUUAUGAGUGCAGUGAAUGUGGGAAAUCUUACACCAGAAGUAAUGCACUCCGUAAACAUCAGAUAGCACGCAGUGAAGUGAGGCUUUAUGAGUGCACUGAAUGCAAGAAAUCUUUCACCUAUAGCCAUGUUCAUCUUAGUUUUUAGAGAAUUCACACUGGAGAAAAACUUUAUACACACAAAAACUGUGGAAGAUUGUUUACUUGGAACUCUGGUUUUCUGAAUCAUCAAAAAGUUCACACUGGAGAAAGACCUUACGCAUGCAGUCAGUGUGGAAAGUCUUUUCCCAGUACUUCUGCUCUCCGUGUUCAUUGGAGAAUCCACAUUGGAGAAAGGCCUUCUGAGUGCAAGAAAUGUGGGAAACCCUUUGGCAGGAGCUUUCUUCUUCAUUGUCAUCAGAGAGUUCACAUUGGAGAAUAACCUUAUGGCUGCAGUUCAUGUGCAAAUGCUUUCAUUAGUAGCUCUGCCUUUUGUUUUCACUCAGCUGUUUACACUGGAGAAAGGCCUUUUGAGUGCAGCGACUGUCGAAUAUCCUUUAUCAGUACCAGUCACCUGCAUUGUCAUCGGAGAGUUCUCACUGGGAAAUGUCCUUAUAAAUGAAGUGAAUUUCGGAAAAUUUUUUUUAAAUUCAUAAUUUCUGUUGUUAUGACAGAGUUUACACUCCAGGGAUGCCUUUUGAUUCCUGAGAUUAUGUAUGAUAUCAAAUUGUUCGGGUUUUUGCUGUACGAAGCAUAGUAGAUACAUAUCAUAUACUUUAGAUAAUAAUGUGUAUUAAUUGACACACUAGUCACUUUGGUAAGUUCCAACAUUUAAUAAUAUAAUCAAAAGCCUUGUGCCCUAGAUAGUGUAUCUGAGUGGAUUGAGAGCAGACCUCUGAACCAAAAGGUCACUGGUUCAAUUCCCAGUGAGGGCACGUGCCUGAGUUUUCUGCCAGGUCUGCAGAAUGGGCCCCGUGACAAGGAAGCAUACAUUGAUGUUUGUCUGCCUUUGUCUUUCCCAUUCCCUCUGUCUAAAAAUAAAUAAAUUAAAAUAUCUUUGACAAAAAGGCCAUAUUCAAACUUAUGUCUGGCUUUAGGGAUGGGGAUUUCUCCACUGUGGCAUAUUAAGGCCUCAGUGCAGGGCAGAGAGACAGCUAAGACCAGUGAAAUGGAAGCACAGCUAUUGCUACUCUUUUCAUUGUUGCAGUUAUCAUGAAUUUUCAACUUUGUUCUGAUGUUUUACAGUACUUAUUGUCUGCCUCACUGUCUUCAGUGUUUCCUGUCAUUUCCAUGGUUUCUCAGGGGAAUCUACAGCAAGACUCAGCUGUGUUUUAUCUACUGCCUUUUUGAACUUAGCAUACAGCUGCACACUAAGGAGAACCCCAUGAUUCAGGGCCGGGCCUUUUUGCAUCUUCAGUUUUCUUUUACAUCACAGGCUUGAUUUUAUCCACUGUGGUGAACGGGGUACAUCAUUUUGACCUUCCAUCGUAUUUGCUACAUGUUGUAGACAUUCACUCAGUACCGAGGAGGUGGGAUGUGAUACCUGGAAUAUAUUUAGAACUGACAGUGGAGACCUAUAGCAUCAUUACCCACCUGCUGGAAUGUUCACCUCCUUCAUAGAGGAAAGUCAGUGUCCACUUGACCCUGUACUCUGUUAGGACUGGUUGCAGGAGACAAUGUUGCUCAUGAUCUUUAUUCCAUGUGGCCCUGACCAUCUUUAGCAGCCACAUCUUCCUUUCCAGUGUCCCUGUGUCAGCACCAGAGAUCCCUGGGUAGUAACCAUAGUUACUAUUUGUGUUCCUUUAGUUACCAACCAUAGUAAUCAUAGUUACUAACUUGUGUUCCUUUGGAACACAAGCCCUCCUUCCAGUGCCCAAGACACUUUGGCCACAGCUGAGAAUUUUACUCCUGAUUGUAUGAGACAGCACCAAUUGGCCAAAUGAGGUUUGGUCUAUGUCUCCAUGACCCAAUUAGCAUUGUUAUGUCUCAGGGGCUUCUUCAGAGAAGAGGAUGAGUACUGAUCAUUCUUGGUGAUAUUUGCUAGCUGCUUCCACAACAUUUUCCUAAGUGAUACCAUCCUCUUAAAAGCACCAGGUGGCAUGGGUGGACCCUCUGAAAAUGGACUCCUUGCCCCUUGUUCCCGAAUAACUGCUGUCAAUAGAAUGUCUAGGAUUAGUGCUUAAUCUCCAAGCCCUUCUAAGUGUUACUGAUGUUCCAUUUUCAACAUGGUGAACAAGCAGCAAUGAGCAGCCUUGUAAGUGACUUGGGACUUUAGGGCAUUAUUUUCCAAGUCUCUGCAUUUUCAUUGUAUGCCAUCUCAUAGUUGUAAGUCAAACAUUUUUCCAGUUAUUCUACAGAUACAAGAACACCUUUUAGUAUUCAGUGUAUAUGAGAAAAAGGUAAGUGUUAGUCAUGUUAAAGAGAAUAAUACCAUGGCAUAGCUGUGGUCCCCUAAGCAGAAAAGAGGUAUCAGUUCAUUUGUAACUCACAUCAUCCCCGUCCUUUAGCUUGAAGUUUAUUUACAUGCCUCAUUAUAUUGCUAGUUGUAUUUUAUAACCUUUUAUUAACAGGUUUUACAAGUGUUUCUUGGUGUCU